Cyprinodon variegatus (sheepshead minnow) is the source of this 1767-nucleotide messenger RNA. Its product is annotated as zinc finger protein OZF-like. The record is from RefSeq and is a predicted model, not a curated record. Gene Ontology annotation, biological process: regulation of transcription by RNA polymerase II. NCBI's taxonomy places the organism in Eukaryota, Metazoa, Chordata, Actinopteri, Cyprinodontiformes, Cyprinodontidae. Gene Ontology annotation, molecular function: RNA polymerase II cis-regulatory region sequence-specific DNA binding; DNA-binding transcription factor activity. The transcript is spliced from 2 exons. Bases 156 to 1454 code for a protein of 432 amino acids.
UCGGCAGAGUUAGCUGUGAGGUUUCAUGUGAAACCUUUUGCGCUGUGAGCUAAAUAUCGCAGCUUUUGUUGUUGUUGGUUCAUUUUACCAUCUGUGGGACCUAUUUCUCCAGGAACCGAACAUUAGCUUAAAGGCUUCAGGCCUUCCACGGCAUCAUGUCAGUGAUUACCUGGGAGGUCGAUGCAGAUCACGUCCUCAUCAGCAAGCAGAAGAGCUCACUUCUUGACCAAGAUAUUCCAAACUGUGUGCGAAUAAAAGAGGAACAGGAAGAACCAGAACCUGAGAGUGAGACAGAAGAACCAGAACCUGAGGUGAUCAAAGAAGAACAGAUUGAGCAGUGCAUCUUUCAGGAUGAAGAGCGGCUUAUGGUGAAGCAGGAGACCAGCACCUCUAUAAAACCUGCUGCUAAUGAGGAGACCUUCCACCAUGGACCAGAACCGCAGCACAUAAAGGAGACAAAGCAGGAACCCGGAUCGGUCCAGAUUAAAGAGGAACAGCAGUUCUGUGACCUUCAGGAUGGAGAACAGCCUUACGUCUUUGAAUUUGGUGAUUCCAUCUCCAUGCAGGACAACGACAUGAAAAGUCCUGCAGAUGAGAAGCCUUUCUCUUGCCUGACGUGUGGGAGAGGUUUUAACAAACAGUACAACUUGACUGUCCACAUGAGAACUCAUACGGGCGAGAAGCCGUAUCCAUGUGAGCUGUGUGAUAAAUCCUUCCGCAGGAGUAAUGAUUUGGUCCGUCACAUCAGAACUCACACGGGUGAGACUCCGUAUUCUUGUCAGUUUUGUGGUAAAUCCUUUAAUGACAACAGUCACUUAACAAUUCACCUGAGAACCCACACAGGGGAGAAGCCCUAUUCCUGCGAAGUGUGUGGAAAAUCUUUGACCGACAGCAGUCAUCUGAUCAAACACAUGAGAACUCACACGGUUGAAAAGCCUUUUCCAUGCCUUACCUGUGGGAAAGGAUUCACAGCACAGUCGGACCUCACCAUCCACAUGCGAACCCACACAGGGGAGAAGCCCUUCACCUGUCUGGUCUGUGGUAAAGGUUUCAUCCAGAAAACCACCCUUAGUUAUCACAUGAGAACACACACCGGCGAGAAGCCUUUUCCAUGUGAGCUGUGUGACAAAUCCUUCAUUCAAAGCAGUGAUCUGUCUCGUCACCUUCGAACUCACACCGGGGAGAAGCCCUAUUCCUGUGAACUCUGCGAUAAAUCUUUCAGACAGAGUAGUGAUCUGGCGCGUCAUAUUAGAACCCACACAGGCGAGAAGCCGUUCUCCUGUGGAACGUGUGGAAAAGGUUUCACCAAGCAGAACAAUUUGACUGUUCACAUGAGAAUUCAUACAGGCGAGAAACCAUAUUCCUGUGAACACUGUGGUGAAUCAUUCACAGUCAAGUUUAGUCUGACCAGACACAAAUGUAAAAACAAUAACCAGGAAGUUUUCCAGCAGUAGAACCGUUCUUUAUGACUAGAGGCCAAAAUGGCUAAUGGUUGAAUGUGGACUCUAGGAAUUGACUGGAACUGGUUCCAACCUCUUGUUUCUCCUUGAAUAGUUCAGAUUAAAUCACUCUGAUUCCUAAUUUUGAAGCCCAGUCUGAAAACUAAAAGAACAGAAGAAGAAUCGAUCCGAUUGGCUGGGUAGCCAUCUGUUUCUGCAGCGGUAUUAAAGCGUGACUUAAAGGUAAUAAAAUGACCCGUUGGCUAUGUACAACACUGUAAUAUGAUUAUAUCAGGCUAAAGACGGGGACCACCAUGAUGAAACACUU